Messenger RNA from Xenopus tropicalis (tropical clawed frog), 12715 nucleotides. It is a transcript of the gene nrxn3, whose product is annotated as neurexin 3. The transcript is spliced from 23 exons. Bases 366 to 5417 code for a protein of 1683 amino acids. Gene Ontology annotation, cellular component: membrane. Lineage: Eukaryota; Metazoa; Chordata; Amphibia; Anura; Pipidae. The record is from RefSeq and is a predicted model, not a curated record.
UCUCUUUAAAAAGCGGUCCUGGGGCGUGUCCAAGGCGUUUUCAGGGCGUGGCCGGCCCCGGAGUGUGUGGAUUCCGAAGCUUUCCCUGGCAGUGUGAAGCUGAAGCUGCUCCGCACACAGGACGUUCUGUUCCCGGCGGCCAGAUCAUCUCAAGUUUUCUCCAUUUGAAAGAUUGAAAGGUUUCACCUCAAGUCCUUCUUAUGUGCUUCAAUUGCGUGAAUAGCUUGGGAUGCUGGAUAAAAUGUGCAGCUCAUGAAGUUUAAAUUAGAAUCUUGGCAUUUUUAAAAUUUUUAAUAAAAUAACAAGAUCUUUUCCCUCACACUCCCCUCUCUUGUCAAUCUGCCUUUACUAUUCUUGAAAUCACCAUGUCAACCGACCUGCACUCCCUUAGUCUGUUUCUACGGCUAAAUUUAUUAAUCUGUUCAAUCCUAGGCUUGAGUUUAGGAUUAGAGUUUAUGGGCUUGCCCAGUCAGUGGGCACGUUAUUUGCGUUGGGAUGCCAGCACACGCAGUGAUCUUAGCUUCCAGCUCAGGACCAAUGUUUCUGCGGGUCUUCUGCUCUACUUUGAUGAUGGAGGCAUUUGUGACUUUCUCUGCCUUUCUUUGGCUGAUGGACAUGUUCAACUGCGUUUCAGCAUUGAUUGUGCAGAGACUGCUAUUGUAAGUGACAAGAAAGUUAAUGACGGUGGUUGGCACUUCCUAAUGCUAAGCCGGAACAGGCUGAGAACCACACUAGUUUUGGAUGGAGAAGCUAAGCCUGGAGAAGUCCGACCCCAAAGACAGCACAUGAAUAUUGUCAGUGACUUAUUUGUUGGAGGAGUUCCAAGUGAUAUACGUUCUGGUGCUUUGACUCUUGGUUCUGUCAGGGAUAUGUCUGCAUUUGCUGGAUACCUGCUUGAUAUUAAAUAUGGAAACACAGAACCAAGGCUCCUGGGAAGUCAUGGAGCUCGUCUGGACCUAGAGGGGUUAUGCACAGAGAAUCCAUGUGAGAAUGGAGGAGCUUGCCUACUCUUAGAUGGAGAACCCACCUGUGAUUGUACGGCCACUGGAUAUGUGGGAAAAUUCUGCUCAGAAGAUGUUAAUGAUAUUCCAGGUCUGGCCCACUUGAUGAUUGAUGACCAAGGCAGAAGCAAAGCUAGGGAGGAAAAUGUGGCUACAUUCCGUGGUUCCGAGUAUUUGUGCUACGACCUUUCUCAGAAUCCCAUCCAAAGCAGCAGCGAUGAGAUCACCUUGUCUUUCAAAACGCGACAAAGGAAUGGGCUCAUUCUACACACUGGCAAGUCUGCAGACUACGUCAAUCUGGCGCUUAAGGGAGGAGCCGUCUCCCUAGUCAUCAACUUAGGCUCUGGUGCCUUUGAAGCUAUUGUAGAACCAACCAAUGACAAAUUCAAUGACAAUGAGUGGCAUGAGGUCAAAGUCACCCGGAAUUUACGCCAGGUGACAAUCUCAGUGGAUGGUAUUCUUACUACUACGGGUUAUACGCAAGAAGACUACACAAUGCUGGGAUCUGAUGACUUCUUCUAUGUAGGGGGCAGCCCAAGCACUGCAGACCUCCCAGGCUCUCCUGUUAGCAACAACUUCAUGGGGUGCCUAAAAGAGGUGGUCUACAAGAACAAUGAUAUCCGCCUAGAACUUUCCCGCUUGGCUCGUAUUGGAGACACAAAAAUGAAGAUAUAUGGAGAUGUGGUAUUUAAGUGUGAGAAUGUUGCUACUCUUGAUCCUAUAAGCUUUGAAAGUCCUGAGGCCUAUAUCAGCCUUCCUAAGUGGAACACCAAACGCAUGGGUUCCAUCUCCUUUGACUUCCGCACCACAGAGCCCAACGGCCUCAUCCUUUUCACCCACGGUAAACCUCAAGACAGAAAGGAUAUCAGGAGCCAAAAGAACACCAAGGUGGAUUUUUUUGCAGUUGAACUUCUAGAUGGACAUCUCUACCUCCUGUUAGACAUGGGCUCAGGAACCAUUAAGGUGAAAGCCACCAACAAAAAGGCCAAUGAUGGAGAGUGGUGCCAUGUUGAUAUUCAGAGAGACGGGAGAUCUGGCACUAUUUCCGUAAACACCAAGCGGACUCCAUUCACAGCCAGUGGGGAGAGCGAGAUUCUCGACCUGGAAGGGGACAUGUAUUUAGGUGGUCUUCCAGAAAAUCGUGCAGGUCUCAUACUGCCCACUGAACUUUGGACUGCCAUGCUCAACUAUGGUUAUGUGGGUUGCAUCCGUGACCUCUUUAUUGAUGGUCGCAGUAAAAACAUUCGACAGCUUGCUGAGGCACAGAAUGCAGCAGGUGUAAAGUCGUCAUGCUCUAGACUCAGCGGCAAACAGUGUGAUAGCUAUCCCUGUAAAAACAAUGCUGCUUGUAGGGAUGGCUGGAACCGCUUUGUAUGUGACUGUACUGGCACUGGGCACUGGGGCAGAACCUGCGAAAGGGAGGCCUCCAUUCUGAGCUAUGAUGGAGGCAUGUACAUGAAGAUCAUCAUGCCAGUUGUCAUGCAUACUGAGGCAGAGGAUGUUUCCUUACGUUUCAAGUCCCAGAGAGCAUACGGUUUAUUAGUAGCCACAACAUCCAGGGACUCUGCUGAUACCUUGCGACUGGAGUUGGAUGGUGGGAAAGUCAAGCUUAUGGUUAACUUAGACUGUAUCAGGAUAAACUGUAACUCCAGUAAGGGGCCAGAGACUCUGUAUGCUGGGCAGAAGCUGAAUGAUAAUGAAUGGCACACUGUCCGUGUGGUCCGGAGAGGAAAAACCCUUAAAUUAACCGUGGAUGAUGAUGUGGCUGAAGGCACAAUGGUGGGUGAUCACACUCGUCUGGAAUUUCACAAUAUUGAAACUGGGUUCAUGACGGAGAAGCGAUUUGCCUCAGCUGUGCCUUCCAGCUUCAUUGGGCAUCUCCAGAGUCUUAUGUUCAAUGGUCUGCUGUACAUCGAUUUAUGCAAGAAUGGAGACAUUGACUAUUGUGAGCUGAAGGCACGGUUCGGCAUGCGUUCCAUAAUAGCGGACCCUGUCACCUUUAGGACCAAGGCCAGCUAUCUGACGCUCUCUACUCUGCAAGCUUACACCUCUAUGCACCUCUUCUUUCAGUUCAAGACCAUCUCACCCGAUGGGUUCAUUCUUUUCAACAGCGGAGAUGGCAAUGACUUCAUUGCAGUGGAGCUGGUGAAGGGGUACAUCCACUAUGUGUUUGAUCUUGGGAAUGGCCCUAAUGUCAUAAAAGGCAACAGUGAAAGGCCUCUAAAUGACAAUCAGUGGCAUAAUGUUGUAAUCACAAGAGACAACAGCAAUACUCAUACUCUAAAAGUGGACACCAAAGCAGUUACACAAGUCAUUAAUGGUGCCAAAAAUCUUGACCUGAAAGGUGAACUGUACAUCGCAGGACUAGUUCAAAGUAUGUACAGCACUUUGCCAAAACUUGUGGCAUCACGGGAUGGAUUUCAGGGCUGUUUAGCAUCGGUUGAUCUUAAUGGACGUCUCCCUGACCUGAUUGGUGAUGCCCUGCACCGCAGUGGGCAGAUAGAGCGUGGAUGUGAAGAUGCUUUGACCAAAGCUAAUCUACAAGGUCCCACCACUACCUGUCAGGAGGAUUCCUGUGCAAAUCAGGGAGUCUGCAUGCAGCAAUGGGAGGGCUUUACCUGCGACUGCUCCAUGACAUCCUACUCAGGGAAUCAUUGCAACGACCCUGGUGCUACAUACAUUUUUGGGAAAAGUGGGGGUCUGAUCCUAUACACCUGGCCACAUAACGACCGGCCUAGCACUCGAACAGAUCGCCUGGCUGUGGGCUUCAGCACUACUGUGAAAGAAGGCAUCCUUGUACGCAUUGAUAGUGCUCCAGGACUGAUGGACUACCUGCAGCUACACAUAGUGCAAGGCAAGAUUGGUGUAACCUUUAACAUUGGAUCACAAGACAUCUCAAUACGAGAGGAGAGUGCCCCAGUCAAUGAUGGUAAAUACCACGUGGUGAAGUACACAAGAAAUGGUGGAAAUGCUACUCUGCAAGUGGACAACUGGCCAGUCAAUGAACAUUACCCUGGAGGGAACACAGAGCUGCACCAGAAACCCAAACUGCCCUUUAAAAUAUCUCGUACUCCAGAAGAUGGGCAGCAAGACAAAGGGCGACCACUCACCAUUUUCAACACUCAAGCUCAGAUAGCUAUUGGAGGGAUGGACAGAGGGCGUCCAUUCCAGGGCCAGCUUUCUGGUCUAUAUUACAAUGGCCUGAAAGUGCUGAACAUGGCAGCAGAGCCUAAUCCUAAUAUAAAUAUCAGUGGCAGUGUGAGGCUGGUGGGAGAAGUCCCCUCCAUCCAUGGUACAACACCAACCACAUCCAUGCCUCCUGAGAUGUCAACAACUAUUAUGGAGACCACAACGACUUUGGCCACCACUACAACAAGGAAGAACAGGUCCUCACCAGGGUCGACGCUCACAGACGAUAUUGGUUCAUCUGCAGAAUGUUUUAUCAGCAGUGAUGAUGAAGAUGUGACUGAUUGUGAUACAGGCACAGGUACGUCAGGAGAUGAAUUAGUAAUUCCAGUCCUUGUAGAGGAUCCUUUAGAUAUUCCCUCUGUAGCUACACGUGCACCCUCCAUCACUCUCCCCCCUACCUUCCAACCACUCCUCACCAUAAUUGAGACCACCAAAGAUUCCCAGUCUGUGACCCCUGAAGAGGGGUUACCUUGCUUGUCGGACCAAGGCAGCGAUGGUUGUGAUGAUGAUGAUGGCUUGGUGAUAUCUGGGUAUGGCUCAGGGGAAACCUUUGACUCUAACCUGCCCCCUACCGAUGAUGAAGAUUUUUACACCACCCUCUCCUUGGUAACAGAUAAGAGCCUUUCCACAUCAUUCUUCGAUGGUGGCUUCAAAUCACAGGCGCCCAAAUGGGGAUCAAAGGACUUUAAACCUAACAAAGUCUCCGAACCUGGUAGGACUUCUACCACAAGUUUGCCCCCUGAGCUGAAACGCUCCACGUCUUCUUCUGGGAUGGUGCCCAUGGUGCCUGCUGGAAAAAUGAAUCAUGAGCUCAAACCCCAACCUGAUAUAGUCUUGCUAUCGUUACCCACUGCCUACGAGCUAGACAGCACCAAGCUCAGGAGUCCAUUAAUAACAUCCCCCAUGUUCCGUAAUGUGCCCACAGCAAAUCCCACGAUGCCGGGAAGCAGACGAGUCCCGGGGGCUUCUGAGGUGGUCCGGGAAUCCAGCAGCACGACGGGGAUGGUCGUUGGCAUUGUGGCAGCUGCCGCCCUCUGCAUCCUGAUCCUCCUAUAUGCCAUGUACAAGUACAGAAACAGAGAUGAGGGGUCCUACCAGGUGGAUGAGACGCGGAAUUACAUCACCAACUCCGCACAGAGCAAUGGAGCCCUGAUGAAGGAGAAGCAGCACAGCUCUAAGGGCAACCACAACAAGCAGAAAAAUAAGGACAAGGAGUAUUAUGUGUAAAAAAAUUUAUAUUUAAUAAUAAAAAAAAAAACUGGUGUGAACUCAAACAGCAAAGGCAAAAUAUACUUUGCUAGUAAUCUAUAGAAACCUUUAUGCCUGCAGACAGUAGCAGCAGUGUUCUGCGAGUGAGAUACAGAGAAGUGACUGCCUGGUGCCUGAGGCACGAGUAAGACAUAAUUGUUAUUAUUUUGCCAUGGCUAGAGACAACUGACUUUCUGCUCCACAAUGACUGGAGCUCAACUGUAAUAUAAAGCACACUUAACAUUUCAUUUGCCAUGGAGGCGAAAACAAAAAAAAUAUUAUAUAUACAGAAAUAUAUAGACAAAAGGGAAAGUGUUUAGUGAGCUCCAGUUUUACUGCUCUCUCCCCAAGCUGCGUGGACCCAGCUCAGAGGAAACCCUUGGCUCCAUUGCACCGCCACUCUGAGAGAGCCUUAAAUAGUAUAACAAUGUCAUUGACUUUGAAUCAUACUGAUGCUUUUAUUUGAAGUAUUAUGUGUCCUUUUUUCCAUUUUUAUGUUUCUCACUUUGUUUUUGAUUUUUUUUUGAAAGCUCAAAUAACUUUAUUUAUAAAUACAAACACCACAUGGCCAUUCUAGCCAUGUACAGCCAAGGAACUUUAGAUUCCAUGUACAAAACCAGUGUGAUUGAGCAACCGAGUGAAUGUGUAUGUGCGCAGGACAGUGCGUUGCGUGACUGUACAUAGAGACUGUUGCCAUACAGAAAUCAUGGUGUGUUCUCUUUACAUAUCAGAUUGUGGUGUCUUAUUAGAACAUAUUGUUUCUCAGUAUGUUUAAAGAAAACACAAAAACUCUAUGGGAAAUAAAGGAUCGGCGCUGGCCAUUUCAUGUCAAAGAUUUGGCCUAGAUCUGUAAAUAUGCAGAACUUUGCUACCAGGCAUAAACAGCCUAUGUGAAGAUUAGCCGCCAUCCUCCUAUCUAGUUUCAGCCAAACAGCAACAAAGAUGAGCCGGCAACAAAAAAGAAAAAAAAUAAUCACAACAAAAUAAUGGUCUCCCUAAAAGGGAGAAAAAAAUCAGAGACUUUCUUUUGCGUUCUGGUUUUGUGACUUCCUGCGAUGCAUGCAAAAAUAAAAACAAACAACUGACAUAUUAAAUAAAAAAGGAACUGAUGUGAACAGAAGAAACCGUAUGAUGGGACAAGUUUUGACUUUUUUUUUUUCCUUUUCAAAAAAAGAGGUCACAAAAGCCAAAAUGUGUUACUAAAUGGAAUGAGUAAGAACUAAAGUAUUAUUUUCCUUUUCAAAAUGAAAAGUACAUGUGGAAUGUUCUCUAAAUUAGGACCUUGCCCAUUCUGCCUUUAUUUUAAGAGUUCAAAGUAAUAUACUUUGUCACAGAUGAAUUUAACAGAGAUGAAAAAUUUUAUUACUAGUAGAAUCUAUAUAUAUAUACAAAUAUAAAUAUGCAGAGAUAUUUAUUGAAAUGACUGGUUUUAUGUUCCUUGGUAUAGGAGAGGUUUAUAUUUGUGUCAUUAACUCCCUCACUGACAGCUGCAAGAUGGUAAAAGAUGCAUUCACUACCUACUCAUAAGAUACACUCUCCCCAGCUAAUAUCCGCCAGUCGCUGGCGCAGGAAGUCAACCAAGUUGCAGCUCCUGCAUAAGUAGAGAAUGUAGUAAUCAAAGUCUUUACCACUUUACUAGCAAGUGCACAUUGUGAGAUAUACAAGGGUGGGGUUACACUCUGAGGCACACAAUAACUAAAUCCAGAUGCCUCAAUCAUUUGCAGUGUUUUAUUCACACAAAAAAAGAAACACCAUAUUCUAGUUUGAAUCCCUUCCCUGUAAUGAGGGCAUAGUGAAAGUGACAAACAUCAGAAAUACAUAUUGCCUGCAUCCAGUCAGUCAGAGCAGAGGCACCUUAAACUCAGGGAGAAAGUGCCCAGAGCAUGCCCAGCAGUGUUCUCACUUCAUUGUGCGGGGUGCUGGCCAUCUCUGUGCCUUUUCUAGUUUUACAACACCCUCAUUGAAAAGUCACCUGGCUUUUUCUCCAGUUUAAAAAUGCAAGAAAAAAAAAAAAAAGUAUCAAGCAAUCAUUGGGGACAUGGCUGGAAUGCACAUAGUACAUAGUAUAAUGCGGUACAAAUUCUAAAACAGUUCCAAUGGAUUUCAAGUUUGCUUUUGAAACAUAAGUGCACUUUUUAAAGUAAAACUUGAGCUGGAAAAUAAUUGGCACCCUUGAGGGCUAUUAUUCUAAGUAACUGCAGCCAGCAGUUGCUGUUCAUAUUUAAUCGCCCUUUAAAUUACGUGGCCUCUUAUUGCCAUAGUUCUGCUUCUCUUCAGUUCAGUGAACAAGAGAUUUCUAGGGGACACAUGCAAGGUUAGGCAUGAACAAUUCAGAUUGUGAACUAAUGGUCCCAGGUUUGUGAAUAUGAAAUAAUGCCAUUAGAACUGGGUGUCUUGUGUCAUAGUGAUUGCAUCUUUAACCCUUCAUGGCAGCACCCUUAAUAAGUGGUAUGGAUUUUGUUAAGGAAAUGUCAUUUCUACACCUUCUAAUAUUGAGCAGUUAAUGGUGCUGAAAUGAGCAGCUUGGCUGACUGUAACUAUGAUCUGUAAUUUCCACUGUUAUGAACGCAAAGGCAUCUGGCUUUUGGGGAACACUGGAGGGAAUGUAUUGCUAUCAGAAGAAAUGUCUCAAAAAAAGGCUCCAGGACAUUAUUACCAUGUUCCCUCUUUAUCAGGGAUUCAUUUGUCUAUUGCUAGUUCUGCACUCUGACAGUAUGAUUAUCGACUGCCUGGGAUCUACUCUAUGUUCCUGAUCACCACCAAGUAAAAGGAACAGUACAGAUUAAUACUAUGUGUCAUUACAUAGAUACAUAUUAGAAGUCUCUGGAUCAUAGCAGAACAAAAGAUAUACACACUUGUCUGUACUAUUUCUCAGGUGGCUAGGGUAGUCUGUCUUGCACUUUUAAUCCUGGGGUGGCUCUUAAAACACAAAUAAUAAAUAUAUUGUGAAUUGUAAAAGUUUGCUAUUGCCACAUUUGGGCAUCACAUUCAAUGCUGUGUACAUGAUAAAGCACCAAGUUACAGAUAUCUAAGGGGAAGACCCUAGUGCCCCAGACAUCCAUGCACACAUUUAUUAAGUUAGUGUAACUCUUUUGCAUAAAUAGAUUGAUCAAUGUCAUACGCUGUCCUUUUAUUUCAGAGCAAUAGUUUGUCUAUAACCAUUUAAUGAUUCAGCUUAAUGUGUACUGAAUGUUUGAUGCAGUGCAGCACCUGCUUAUAGGACUCCAUGUCAGUGUGCUUUCACUACCUCAUGGUUGAAUAACCAUUAUAAUUAUCUGUUAUCAAUCCUUUUGUUUAAAAUCUCAUUUCAUGAAACCAGCAGAUGCCCGUAUUUUUAGAGAUGCUUCUCUGGUCACUUAAUGCAGGGAUGGCCCAUUUAGCUGGCCAGUGGGGCUAGGAGAUGUCCUAGUUGGCAACUCAGUAUUUUUGUAGGGCUGCCUCCAGAGAGAGCCAGCAGUCUGAUAGCAAUACAAACCCUUCUGAACUGUUCCAUUUAUUAAGUUUCACAAUGCAAAGCAGUAUAGGGGUUAAUCACACAAGAUAUGAAAGAAUGAACAGUGAUUUAUGUUUCGUACUGUUUCCUGGUGUGAUUUUAUUCCUGUAACAUGUUCUGUGGGAGUACAGAGCUGCUCAGCUCUUGGGUACCAUGUUCCAGACAUGUUGAGAGGAAUAAUGCAAAGUUUCUUGAAUUUACAGCAAGUCUGGCACUCUGCUCCCCAGUGUUGCAUUGCUCAGAUCCAUAAAUAUAUUGUCUCCCAGUCUGAAAGUUCCAAUUGAGUUCUGAAAACAGUAAGAUGGCAUUACCGCUCCUUCUCACAUCCUCAUACUAUUUAUUCUGUAAGUACGUAACAUAACUCUGCCUACUAGCACAGCCUAGUGGUGGGUAAAUAUAGUUAAGGAUAGCCUGGCUAGGGGACACAGCAUUAGCAUUUCAUCAAGAUACCUAUAAAAUACAGUAUAUACCUUCAGGUUUAGAAGAGAAUGCCAGUGCAAAUGGAGCUAACGUAAACAAACAACUAGGGUACUUAUAAUAUAAUCUUAGGCAUUUCACCAACCUCAUUAAAUAUCAGCUCAACGAUUUCAUAGAUGCAGCUUAGAAAUAUCAAAUAAAAACAGGUUUCUCUCUCACAUUUUCUCUUUCUGGCAGAAGUACAUUUGCUGCUUGCACUUUCUGAGCCAGGCAACUCUGCCUUUGAAUUUGGCCUAAAUAGUAGUAGGUAUAUGACACGACUGGAAUUAUGUUAGGUAUUAGUUCCAUGGUGCUUCUUCACAGUAUUUUCUAAUUUGCAGUAUUUCAUUUCUGUUGGUGUAAAUUGUAAUACUCAGCUUGGCCAUCUCACUGCUCAGUUUUAUAUAUGAUUUGUAUUAGAAAGCCAGUAACAUCAAGAAAUUAAAAUGCCCAAAUAGUACUUACAUAUAAUGCUUGAGCUCUUGAAAAUUUAGCACCAUUUCUAGAAAAUGUGAUAUAUUUAGGCAGUGGUCAUGAAUAGGUAUUGUUGAAGGUUAAUGGCACAUAGGGCACUUUGAGUGCUAUGUUUAAGUAGCCCAAAAAUGCACUACUGCCCCUCUAGGCUAGCACUAAUGUUGCCAUGAGUUCAAUGAAUAAAGUUUGUGCUGAACACACUUUGUUGACAUUAUUUUAAUGAUGAAAACCUAUGGUUUAUAUUACUUCUUAAACUAAACAGGAAAACUGAUUAUCUAAUUAUCUAUCUUACACCUUGCAAGGUAGAUAAGUAAAUUAACAAUGAACCCAUAUUCCCCCUGCAUAACGGAUUUCUGUAAGCCAAAACAAUCAUGGGGUUGUUUAUACAGUACUCCUCUCUAGUUAAACUUAAUUAGCUAAUUAAUGCUAAGACUGUAAGUAUAAAAGCAAAAUAAUGCUUAGUUAAUAAAAAUAAGAAAUAUAAAUUGUUUAAAGAAAAAAAACAAAAGACACAAUGUAUCUCCAGCAGAGGUUUUAUUUAUGUUGCUCAAGUUUAAAAAAAGUGUUUAUGGCUGUGUAUUUUGCCCUUUUAAGUGCAAACCUAUGGGGAGCAGUUUUGGGUGCUCAAAGUGCCCCAUGUUCCAUUGGCCUAAGGCUCCAUAGAAUAUAAGGCUUGUUAUAUAGACAGUAAGUAAAAAGAUGCAUAACAACAGCAGACUUGAUAAGACUUCUGUGACUUUGGUGUUUUUUCAUGUACAGAAAAGAAAGAAAUGUUAGGAAAAAGCCUUUUAAUUCAUACAGAACCACCAGUUAGAACACUGUAGUGUUUUCUUGAUCAAAUUCUAACAUCAAGAUUCCCUUGCUGCUACUCUGUUUCUCUCCCAGGACACAUGAUGUCAAAUUCAAAAUCAUACAGGGAAAAGGCUGCAGGACAAAACAUAAAAAGGAUGUUUCCAUUAAGGAAGCAACUGUACUCCUUUUCAGGUUGUAGAACAAAAGAAAUAUGAUAUUCUGGUUGAUGGUUCUGUAUGAAAGUGGAAACAGUUGCAUUUGAUAUCUAAGGCAUCAGAGCAGGGAUAGGAACAUAGGCACAGCAGAAAAACCAAGGUGUUUACAAUUAAUAUAAGGAGGUUACAAUUAAUAUAAAAAGGUUAGUGCUAGAAUCAGCAUUCUGCAACAUAUUAAACAAUAUUCAAACUGGACACUUCAGGGCAUCUGGCCAUGUUAGUCUAAGGGUGAAGAUACACGCAGUGAUUAGUAGCCGUGACUUUUGAAAAACUUGCGGCAAGUAAUUCAUGCAGCGAAUUUGCGCAGGCGAUUAGGAGCAUCGUCUUAUACAUCAACCUAUGGCGGGAAUUUGCUGCGAAUAGUCAAACUGUGUUUUUUAAAACACGCAGUGACUAAUCGCCCCUUGUGUCUUCACCCUUAAGCCAGAAAAAUGGCUAUGCUGUGGGACUGGCACACAACAUAAACAGCCUCUGAGUUCCACUGGUCCCCUCCCUUUGAGCAGGUUAUGCUGUCUUGUGUUUUGGAACUCAGCCGGGACUAGCAGACUGGACUGGAUCUUGGGCUGCCAACCCAUCAUGUUAAUGUGGCUUAAAAUAAACUAGCUGCAUAGAUUGUAAUACAGCCUUUCACAUGGCAUUUCCCUAGUAACCCUAUCUAAAGGCAAACUAUAUCAAUUAUAUAUAUUGGACAGUAAAGUAUUAGGUCAUGCUUCAUUCUUUCUCUGCAUUUCUGUAUGAUUUGGAGUUGUCAAAUAGAAUUCAUGUGAGCAUUGCUUCAUAUGUAAAGCUUUUCGAUGGUGCACACUAGUAACUAGUAUGGCAGUUCCCAUCAAUAUAUUGAAAAGCAAAUAAAGAAUGUUCAUUUAUACAUUAUGCGGGGCCCUAAUACUUUACGGUCUAAGGGACAUUCUAGACAUACUAGAGCAGGGAUCCCCAACCUUUUAUUCCUGUGAGCCACAUUCAAAUGGCAAAAGUUUUGGAGAGCAACACAAGCAUGAAAAAAGUUCCUGGAGGUGCCAAUGAGAGCUAUAAUUGGCUAUUUGAUAACCCCCAUGUUGACUGGCAGCCUACAGAAAGGCUCUGCUUGGCCGUAUAACUUUUUUUAUUCAAUCAAAACUUGCUUCCAAACCAGAAAUUCAAAAAUAAACACCUGCUUUGGGGACACUGGGAGCAACAUCCAAGGGGUUGGAGAGCAACAUGUUGCUCACAAGCCACUGGUUGGGGAUCACUGUACUAGAGGAAUGCUCCUUAGAAAUGCCUGCCAAAUGCUGUUACCUUUGUAGGUUAUGCAGCAUGUAAUCACAACAUGGCCUUUAGAAUCUUGGCAAAUUAUUUCAUUACUAUUCCUGGGUCAAUUGGAAGAUUAACAUCCGACUGCCAAUGAACCCAUAUGGCAAUUCUUUCAAACAGCCCACAUUGAUAUUUGUUGCUUGUGCAACCUGUUAACCAUCACGGGGGCCCUUAUUCCAAAAUUUCUGGGAUGCCGAUUGCCUCCUUUAUCAGAUAAGGGAAAUAUUCCCUUUAAUGUAAACUAUUCCUCAGCCCUUUCAGUGCCAGAUGGGUCACAUAGCGCUGUAAAGCUCUCUGGAAUGGAAAGUGUUUACGUUUGGCAUUUCCAAUACCCACGGCUGCGAUUUCAGACAAAGUUGUCAUAUGCCAAAUUGCUGACUAGUUAAAGGGGUUUGAAUAAAAGUGUGGACAGGCCACUAAGGGACUUGUGUGUGUGCGCUUUUACUUUAUAAAUGAAUCGUGAUGUCCUUGCUGUGUACUUGUAAAAAAAUCUCAGUUUUCUUUUUUUUUUCUUUUUUAAUUUAUCGGAAAAAUAAAAAACUAAACUUAAAAAAUAA